AUGUCUUCUGAUUCAAAUAAGUUACCCCAGGCUACCGUUGAGUGUUCUACUGAAGACGAUGAUAAUGCUAACGAACACGGUGAAAUGGGUGCGAUGGUCGAUAGAUUGCGAAGUAGUCUUGAAGGUGUGCAAAAUUCUUUUAGCACUAUAUAUUCUGCCUUGGCAAUAAAUUUAAGACAAUCAUUUGAAAUGGUACAAGCGAUGAACUCGAUGAUGGAGCAGCUCCUAUUGUCCAAUAUUCGUAUUAAAAUAGAUAUACAAGAAGAUUCCAUUCCUUGUCUUUUAACUAUAAUCAUAUCCAAUACGUGCCAAUUUCCUGCACAAAAAGCAUCUUGUAAUCUGAUGUUUCAGAAGAAGGGUGAAGACGAGGAAGCAAUUGUUAAAAUUGAAUGCAUAGACUCUAUAGUUCAAGGAAGCAAGAAUUCCAACAACUCUAAUUCAAGGUUAAAAUCUUCAUCCCCCUUGUCGAUAUUUGUGCAAAAAUCGUGUGUUGGAUCAUCAACUUCCGAUGCCUUGUUUACAUUACCACCACAAACACAAAUAAUUGAAAAAUUAAAGUUAAUUCCGUCUGAACUUGCUCAAUAUAAUGGUAAGAUUUCCUUGGAGUUUCCGAGUCCUGGAACCGGCAAACCUCUACAAAAAGAACAUUCCUUUGAUUUAUGUCUAACUAAAUGA
This is a messenger RNA of Racocetra persica, 675 nucleotides long. The record is from the annotation of a GenBank genome assembly. NCBI's taxonomy places the organism in Eukaryota, Fungi, Glomeromycota, Glomeromycetes, Diversisporales, Gigasporaceae.